Molecule: messenger RNA, 1131 nt
Organism: Coccomyxa subellipsoidea C-169
Lineage: Eukaryota; Viridiplantae; Chlorophyta; Trebouxiophyceae; Coccomyxaceae
Exons: 6
Coding region: 1-1131 (376 amino acids)
Source: RefSeq, a predicted model, not a curated record
AUGCGGGGACUCUAUGAGAAGCUUGAUGAUUUGCUGCCUGAUGGCCGCCUCUCAGACACCCUCGUGAUCUUUGUCUAUUCAGACAGCGAUACGGAGUAUGAGCAGAACCUGCAGUUCUUUGUUCGCCAUGGCAUGUGGGAAGGGGAUGGAUGUGACUACAUCAUUGUGGUUCAGCAGGACACUGCAUUGUUCAGCUCAUCGACCCUGCCAUCACUGCCUCGCAAUGCCCGCUACAUCUUCCAUGAGAACAAAUGCUAUGACUGGGGAACUUUCGGCUGGGUGUUUGCUGAGAGCAAAGUGGACUCAUCCCUCUACAAGAGCAUCAUCUUUAUGAACUCAUCAGUGCGGGGGCCUUUCAUGCCGCCAUACUUCCCUAUUGGGCUGCACUGGAGCAAGCUGCUGACCCUGCGGCUCAGCAGCACAGUCAAGCUUGUAGGCAGCACCAUCAGCUGUGAGCCAGCCUGGGAGGGAGGCAACACUGCAAAUGAGAAACGGCAGAAUGCACAUGUGCAGUCUUAUGUCAUGGCCACAGACCAGGUGGGGCUGAAAGCCCUGCAAGAUGACGGGCGAGUCUUUGCCUGCUACGACAACAUGGCAGACACGAUUUUCCAUGCAGAAGUGGGGGCGUCGCGCAUCAUCUUUGAACAGGGAUACACCGUCGACUCCCUCAUGCUCAAGUACCAGCAUGUGAACUGGACAGACACCAGCAAUUGGAACUGUAAUGCCGGGCUGAACCCAUAUGCGGAGUAUGCCUACGAUGGGCUGGUGCUGAACCCCUUGGAGGUCCUGUUUGUGAAGGUGAAGGGGUUUCAGAUGCAAGGAGGAUGGCUGUCAGCUCAGAUGGCCACCACCUACGACCGGUGGCUCUCCAGCAAUCAGGUGGCUGAGGGAGCUGCCAAUGAGAAUGUGUAUGACAAGGCACGCAUGAGCUUCAGGCUUGGCAAAGCAAUCACCAUGUUGCUGCGCGGCAACUCCUGCUUUGACUACGCCCUCUACCGUGCCAGAAGCCGUGACCUGCCUGGAACAAUGACAGAUGAGCAGAUGUGGGACCACUUUGUCCAUGAUGGGCAAUUCGAGGGCCGCCCCUUCAGGUGCUGCAUGCACCCAUUUCCAUCGAACUGUGUUGCAUGA